Syngnathus acus (greater pipefish) is the source of this 5651-nucleotide messenger RNA. RefSeq names its product protein strawberry notch homolog 2 (gene sbno2b). NCBI's taxonomy places the organism in Eukaryota, Metazoa, Chordata, Actinopteri, Syngnathiformes, Syngnathidae. Gene Ontology annotation, biological process: regulation of DNA-templated transcription. Gene Ontology annotation, cellular component: nucleus. The record is from RefSeq and is a predicted model, not a curated record. Gene Ontology annotation, molecular function: chromatin DNA binding; histone binding.
GGCGGAAAUAUUUUUUCGCUAUUCAAAAUGGCACCCUCUCAAUCAGGAAGUAGAGAAAACAAGUAGCGGCGAAUAAGUUGGAUAAAAUUGCCCAUUUUCCUCGAUUUGACGUCGGCCGCGGCUCGACAUCUGCCCGCGUGUUCGGAGGUCGGACUGGGACGAAGCUAAGACGACGAAGCGGUCAUGGAGAGUGUUUUUCCGUGAGAGAGGUACAAUCUGGGACAGCGCCAGCAGCAGGGUUGGCAGUUUGGGCCAUAGUAGAGGUCAUCUCGUGGUCAUGUGUGCAACUCCAGUUUGAUGCCCACCCUCCCCUCAGCGCUGGCCAUGGACGGGGAGAACUACCUGCAUCCAGAAGGCCCUCAGCUGGACACCAGCUUGUUCGUUGUAACCCCCUCAAACAUGGAGAGUUCUCUCUUUGGCUCCCCUGGCUCCUGGAGGUCCUUCUCUCAGCAGGCCGGAUACAGCGUGCACUGCCCUAUGCAAUCCGGAAACCAGCAAUACCACUUGAACAGCAGCAGCGCUCCCGCCGCCACUACACCGGAUGUGCACCUUGACAUGUACUCUGCGUUCUCCGACAUGGAUUUCCCUUGCCUCAACCGGCCCAGAAAUGGCGAUUUCUCCCAGGAUCUGUCCUGCAUCGAUGACAUCUCCACCAAUUCCCUGUUCUCCUCUCCGGCCGACUCACUGUCCGAGUAUGCCGACGCCCAGUCCUUCAUUAGCACCGAUCACCUGGACACGGUGCCCACGCUCUGGGACAUCAACACGAGUACCACCACCACCAACAACGGCGCCGCCACUACACCAGCGCAGAACCAGCUGGAGCUUAAAGGCUCCAGCAGGUUUCAGGGCUUGGCCAGUUUGGAUGAUAUAACCGCUAUAAUCAGCGUGCCACCUUUAGGAGGAUUUCAGACUCAGAGAGCCCAAUCACCCCCGGAGGAAGAGGAGGAAGCAGAGGAAGAGGAUUCAGAGGAACUGGGCCAUGUCGACACGUAUGCUGAGUACAGACCUUCCAAAUCCACGAUCGGAAUUUCCCAUCCCGACAUAGUGGUGGAGACCAACACUCUGUCCAGCGUCCCUCCUCCGGACAUCACAUAUACUCUAUCUAUACCCAGGUCGCCAUUAACAGCGGCCUGCUCUCGCCUGCAGCUAGAAGCCAUCAUCUACGCUUGUCAGCAACACGAGGUCAUCCUACAGAACAACCAACGGGCAGGCUUCCUGAUUGGAGAUGGCGCCGGCGUGGGAAAGGGACGUACUGUUGCGGGAAUCAUCCUGGAAAACUACCUUAAGGGAAGAAAAAAAUCACUAUGGUUCAGCAUAUCCAAUGACCUGAUUGAUGCAGAGCGAGAUCUCAAAGACAUCGAUCCCCCUAUUCCCGUGCACGCCUUAAACAAAAUUAAGUAUGGAGACACAGCUACCUCAGAAGGAGUCCUCUUUGCGACCUACUCUGCGCUGAUUGGCGAGAGCCAGGCGGGUGGGCAGCACCGCACGCGGAUUAAACAGAUCCUGGACUGGUGCAAGCCGGAUUUCGACGGAGUUAUUAUUUUUGACGAAUGCCACAAAGCCAAGAAUGCCACGUCCAAAGAUGGGCAGGCGGUGCUUGAUCUGCAGAACAAGCUGCCACGGGCCAGAGUGGUGUAUGCCAGUGCCACAGGUGCCUCUGAGCCAAAGAACAUGAUCUACAUGAGCCGCCUGGGUAUCUGGGGUGAGGGCACGCCUUUCAGGGCCUUUGACGACUUCCUGCACGCCAUCGAGAAAAGAGGCGUGGGCGCCAUGGAGAUUGUCGCCAUGGAUAUGAAGGUGAGCGGGAUGUACAUAGCCAGGCAGUUGAGCUUCUCAGGGGUGUCUUUCCGCAUUGAAGAGAUCGGACUGGACAGCGACUUUAAGCUGGUCUACAAUAAAGCCGCCAAAUUGUGGGCAGAGGCACUGCAGGUCUUCAUGCGCGCCGCCGACGAGCUGGGCCUGGUCAGCAGGAAGUCCCUGUGGGGCCAGUUCUGGUCGUCUCACCAGCGCUUUUUCAAAUACCUCUGUAUAGCUGCCAAGGUCCGCUGCCUGGUGGAGUUGGCCAAGAAAGAGCUGGAGGCAGGAAAGUGCAUCGUCAUUGGCCUGCAUUCUACCGGGGAGUCGCGCACCAGAGAGGUUCUGGACGAGAUGAUGGGUCACCUUGACCGAUUUGUCUCCGCCGCAGAGGGAGUAUUCCAGUCUCUUGUUACCAAACAUUUCCCUUCUGAGAAGCAGAGGAGAGAGAAGGCACCGGGGAAUAAGAGAAAACGCAAGCCUCGAGGUCGCCAUCCUAAGGUACCCAAGCACACGGUGGACAGCGUCGGCAUCAUAAGCAUCAAUAGCGACGACAGCAGCACCGACUCUGACGGCAUGGACACCGAUUCCAACUCGUCUCCGGACUCGCUGCUGGACAACGAUGAUGUCAUUUUUGUCAACCACACCAGCUGCCACACUGGUGUGUGGUUUUGUUUUGGUUUUUGCUGUUGUUGAUAUGGUCUGACAUUCCUCUCAUGUGGAUUUCCAGUCAGGAUAGAGGAGAUGAAGCAGGGUCUCCUCAAUAAGAUUGCACAACUGGGAAAAGAACUACCUCUCAACACCCUGGACGAGCUUAUUGAUAAGUUUGGAGGGCCUGAUAAAGUCUCUGAGAUGACCGGGCGUAAGGGUCGUGUGGUGCGACGUCCUGAAGGUAUCGUCCGUUACGAGUCACGCGCUGAGCAGGGUCUCACCAUUGACCACAUCAACAUCAAGGAGAAAGACCGCUUCAUGAGUGGAGAGAAGCUGGUGGCCAUCAUCUCCGAAGCAGCCAGCUCUGGAAUUUCCCUGCAGGCGGACAAGAGGAUAAAAAACCAGCGGCGGCGAGUCCACAUGACAUUGGAGCUACCUUGGAGCGCAGACAGGGCCAUUCAGCAGUUUGGCCGUACCCAUCGGUCCAAUCAAGUGACAGCUCCGGAGUACAUCUUCCUCAUCUCGGAGCUUGCCGGCGAGAGACGUUUCGCCUCCAUCGUUGCAAAGAGACUGGAAAGCCUGGGUGCGUUAACACAUGGAGACAGACGGGCGACUGAAACCAGAGACUUAAGCAAGUACAACUUUGAGAACAAGUAUGGUACUAAGGCUCUGGAUAAAAUCACCAAAGCAAUUUUGGGCCACAUAGAGAACAAGGUGCCCGUGCCUAAAGAUUACCCCGGAGGUGACGCCAUGUUCUUCAGAGAUAUGAAACAUGGAAUGAUGGAUGUGGGCAUCUUCUGUCGGGAGUCUCGCUUUGGCAUCAAUACGGAGAAAGAUUGCAGCGUUACCAAAUUCCUAAACCGAAUCUUGGGGCUGGAGGUCCACAAGCAGAACCAUCUCUUCCAGUAUUUCACAGAAAACUUUGACUACCUAAUAGAAAAAGACAAGAAAGAGGGCAAAUAUGACAUGGGCAUCUUAGAUUUGGCUCCAGGUAACGAUGAGAUUUAUGAGGAGAAGCAGGAAAUCUUUAUGACAGUGGGGAACCCUCAGGAUGGCCAGGUGGUUCUUUACCAGAUCAGUGUGGACAGAGGUAUGCCUUGGGAUGAAGCCAGCAACAGGUUUCUCAGUCUCACUGGUGCUGACGAGGGCUUCUACAUGUCCCGGAAGCCUCGAGGUAACCAGCCUUGCGUGUUGCUCGCUGAGCAAGGGAGAGGCAAGAACUUUAUUGUUUACAAGCCCAACAUCGGCAAGCAGACUCAUCCUGAAAGCCUUGAAAACCUGCAGCAACGCUAUCGGAAGGUGACUCCAGAGGAGGCCAAGGACUGCUGGGAGAGUCGGUUCAGCUUCUCCUUGAAGAAGUGUAGCCAUGCCAACUGGAAUGGCAAAUGCAAGAAAGUGGAGGAAGGCCAGGAGUGCUUCCAGGGUAUGCGUCUGCGCCAGUACCACAUGCUGUGCGGCGCUCUGCUGCGCGUUUGGAAGCGCGUGUCCGACGUGGUGUCCGACAUCACCAACUCCAACAUCCUGCAGAUUGUUCGCCUCAAGACCAAGCAGCACAACAAGCAAGUUGGCAUCAAGAUCCCAGAGAACUGCGUGGCCCGGGUGCGCGAAGAGCUUAUGCUCAUGGACGAGGAGGUAAAGCGGAGGCGCAAGGAGCGCGAGAAGCAAGCCAUGGAGCAGCGUCUGGCCGAGGAGCGCAUGCGCAAGAUGGAGCAGGACAACAAGCACCUGCUGGCAAAUCUGUUCAGCCAGAAAGCCAUGCCCACCCAGUCACUGGCCCAUUCGCUGGUUCACGGUCAACUCCUCAAGCAGAAACUGAACCCGCUGCAGAAGACGCAAGUGGCGGGCAUGUCUCAGCUGCAGAGGAUGCAGGCUGUCUUGCAGCAGCAGCAGCAGCAGCACCCACAGGGUCAGGCUCUGCUGUCUUUACCCCCAAACCCCCAAGUGACUGCGAGCGGCUGGCCCGGCAAGUCGGCCGCCUCCAAGCAGGCGGCGGCGCGCAACGCGGUCGUCCACGGCUCCAACUUCUCCCAGUUUUACCGUCAUUCCUUCUUACCCUCCUUCCCGCAGCCCCUUCAUAUCCACCAGACAGCACGCAUGUCUUCCCAGAAGGGCCAGGAAGAGGUGCUGGACCUGACCGUCAGCUCACCGUCGCCCUCACCGGACAGCACCGAGGUCGGGCCGGCUCUGGACGGUCUGACGGGUCCGGCCGCGCCGUUCGCCGACGACUUUAACUUGGAGUCGCUCAUCUCGCAGAUGGCCACUCAGCUACCGCCGGCGCCGCCUCCUCCGCCUCUGAACCACAACCACCUGAGAAACAACCACCAGGACUUGCUGGACCUUUUCGACCUGCCCCUCUCGCCGCCGAUGCCCACGCAGAAAGCCAGCCCUUCGUCCUCCGCGUCGUCCAGCUCCUCUUCCACAUCCUCCCUCGUCCAAAGCUCGCUUUUUUCCAACCCCCCGUCCUCGUGCUCUUCCUCGCAGUUCCCUCCCCAUCGCUUCCCCAACUUUCUCCUGCCCCAGUCGGACUCGCUCCCCCUGCCCAACGGCCACUGCAGCUCGGGCGCUCUGGACGUGCGCGAGGCUCUGAACAGCAUGCUCCAGGCGGCGGGGCCCGACCGCAAGUCCGUCAUUCACUACCGCCAGCAAGACUGACGCUUUAACGUCCCCACUCGUUUUUUGUGUGUGUAAGCAGAUUUUUAGCACGCAUUCCUCCGCUGCUGUCCGGGGACCUUCCAGUCAACAUCACUGCCUGUCCUGCUCACAGUCUUCUCUCAAACCACCUCUAGCCAGCGCCUGCUCCCAAUUUGGGAUUCCCGCACCCCCAACGUGCGUCCUCCUCCACGGCAGCUGAAACGCAAACUUGACUUUAGGGAACUCUUCUGGAGCUGUCGAAACAAAACAAAAGUCCUUUAACUGAUUCGACGCUGGAAUCUUUUUUUGUUAUUAUUGCUUUAUUCAAGCGAGGCGCUAGGUGGCAACAAACUGGAAGAUACAAGAGGAAGAAAUCAAAGCUGACAAAACCGUGAAAUGCCUCCUUUUGAUCCGUUUGCUCUCCCCCAAACGACACGACGUGCUCCCUUUCUUUCCUUUUGUUUGUUUGUUUGUUUGUUUGUGUUUGAGGAAAGAGGAGAGGGAAAGCAGCAGUCUGCAAACAGUGCCUUUCUGAGAAUCUAUAAAUGCAGUCUUUAAAAACAAAAACAAAAAAA